This is a messenger RNA of Echinostoma caproni, 489 nucleotides long. Lineage: Eukaryota; Metazoa; Platyhelminthes; Trematoda; Plagiorchiida; Echinostomatidae. The record is from the annotation of a GenBank genome assembly.
AUAGGACAAGCUGUUCGCUUGUUCCUGGAGUACCUUGGAGAAGCGUAUGAAGAUCGCCUAUACGGUCACGACGAUAUUGAGAAAUGGAAAGCACAAAAGUAUUCCCUGGGAUUAGAAUUGCCGAAUCUCCCUUACUACAUUGAUGGUGAUUUAAAAAUAACACAGUCUUCGGCUAUUCUGCGUUAUUUGGCUGAGAAACAUGCAAUGGUGAGCCAAACACCGGAAGAACGUUCCCGGAUCAUAAUGAUCGAAGGCGCGGCGUUGGAUCUGCGCACCGGUCUAAUACGCAUUGUUUUCGAUUCACGAUACGACGCACUGAAAGAAGACUAUCGAAAUUCGUUGCCCGAAACCAUGAAAAUUUGGUCGAUUUUUCUGGGCACUAAGUUGUACUUGACAGGAACCGAGGUAAGUAUGUACAGUUUAAUGGAAGAGAGAAUCUUUCCUUAUCUUUCUGAGAAUCACAAAGUAUCUAAAAAAAACAUAACUUAG